AUGUUCUGGGUGAAGACCAUUUUUGUGACACCCAUGGCUUUGGGAAUGGUUAUCUGGAUUACUGUCAAGGCAGGGGGCAAUGGCACAUUCUUUUAUGCGCCGGCCACUGUUCACGGCUCCAAACGUGCUUGGCUUUGGCUCUCAAACCUCACCAGUGUCACUGGUGGCUACAGCACGUUGGCUUGCAAUAUCCCGGACUUCAGUCGUUUCUCCCGGACACGCGGCGCACAACUGUGGCAAUUACCAUUCAUUCCCUUUUUCAAGGUCUUGGUCGGCAUCUUUGGCAUUGUGUCCGCGUCUGCCUCUCAGGUCGUCUUUGGGACGACAUAUUGGAGCCCACUCGACAUCAUCGCACAGUGGCAGAGCUCUUCAGGUGGGCGUGCUGCAGCCUUUUUCUGCUCUGCCAUUUGGCUUCUCGCCCAGAUCAGUGUCAACAUAAGCGGCAACAGUAUCUCAUUCGCCAACGAUAUCACCACCCUCUGGCCAAAGUACUUCAACAUCCGCCGCGGAGUGAUUUUUGCAUCGCUAAUCGGUGGUUGGGCGCUCUGCCCGUGGAUAAUUGUUGCCUCCGCGAAGGCUUUCCUCAAUUUCAUGUCAGCGUAUGCAAUUUUUAUGGCACCUAUCGCUGCGAUGAUGUUCACAGACUACUGGCUCAUCAAGAAGCGGAAGUACGAUGUGCCCGCUCUCUAUGAUCCGCAGGGGAUCUACCGUUAUCAGUAUGGUAUCAACUGGCGUGCUCUGGUCGCGAUGCUGGUGACAGUUGUACCUCUUCUGCCGGCAUUGGCCAAGAAAGUCACCCCUGACAACGUUGAUAUUGAUCAAGGCCUACAGAACCUCUUCUCCUUCAAUUGGCUCUACGGCUUCUUCCUGUCUACUUUUAUAUACUGGAUCCUUAAUUUCUUCUUCCCGGACAAGAAGACGUUGAUUGAUCAUGUCGUGCCGGGCUAUAAUGUUACCCAUGGCAUAGACGGGGACACUGAAAGCCAAAUCACAGAGCAUAAAGAGAAGGAUGCUACGAUUUAUGACGACAAGAAUCAUCCUGGUCCGAUGCUGGCUAGGGAAAUUGGGGGGAUUGCCAUGGCUUGA
Phaeoacremonium minimum UCRPA7 is the source of this 1086-nucleotide messenger RNA. Its product is annotated as putative ncs1 allantoate transporter protein. Gene Ontology annotation, molecular function: nucleobase transmembrane transporter activity. Gene Ontology annotation, cellular component: plasma membrane. The record is from RefSeq and is a predicted model, not a curated record. NCBI's taxonomy places the organism in Eukaryota, Fungi, Ascomycota, Sordariomycetes, Togniniales, Togniniaceae. The transcript has a single exon. The coding region runs from base 1 to 1086 and encodes 361 amino acids. Gene Ontology annotation, biological process: transmembrane transport; nucleobase transport.